This is a messenger RNA of Girardinichthys multiradiatus, 1489 nucleotides long. RefSeq names its product testicular acid phosphatase homolog. The coding region runs from base 208 to 1449 and encodes 413 amino acids. The record is from RefSeq and is a predicted model, not a curated record. The transcript is spliced from 12 exons. Gene Ontology annotation, cellular component: postsynaptic membrane; lysosome. Gene Ontology annotation, biological process: negative regulation of ERBB4 signaling pathway; peptidyl-tyrosine dephosphorylation involved in inactivation of protein kinase activity; regulation of neuronal synaptic plasticity. Gene Ontology annotation, molecular function: receptor tyrosine kinase binding; protein tyrosine phosphatase activity; acid phosphatase activity. Lineage: Eukaryota; Metazoa; Chordata; Actinopteri; Cyprinodontiformes; Goodeidae.
AAAAAGAUGAGGUCAGGUAGGAGGACUAUAAAAGCUCAGCUUAAAUUCAACAAAACAAGGACUUAAUGACAGUCUAUAGGCCUGAUGUAGAAGAUGAGGGAUGCACAGAAAUCGCUCUGUGAAGUAUUUGACUAAAACAGCAGGAUGCAUGCCUGGGAGUCCUAAGGGGGGCAUAUAUAUAAAGGAAGCAACAUUUCAGAAUUCAACAUGAUGCCGAAGUUGCAGGCGAGUUUGGGAUGUUUAUACCUCCUCUGCUGCAUCUGCUUGACCGAGUCCCGGCAGCUGAAGUUUGUUGUCGCUGUGUUCCGACACGGCGAUCGAUCGCCUAUUGAGUCAUACCCCAGGGAUCCACAUGGAGAGGACGUGUGGGCUCAGGGUUUCGGACAGCUCACUGAGCUGGGCAUGAAACAGCAGUUUGAGCUGGGGAGAUAUCUACGCAGGCGCUAUGGAAACCUUCUUGGUGAGGACUACAACAACAAAGAGUUAUAUGUCCGGAGCACUGACUACGACCGGACUCUGAUGAGUGCCCAGGCCUGCCUCGCUGGGAUGUUCCCCCCAACCAGACGUCCGCCUCCCAUUAUGCCCCAGUUACUGUGGCGUCCAAUUCCAGUGCACACCGUCCCCAGGGCCCAGGAUAAGCUGUUGAGGUCGCCAGGCAAAGACUGUCCAAGGUUCAGAGCUUUGAUGACAGAGACCUUUGAGAGUGUCCCUUACCAGAGGUUCCUCCGGGCUCACCAGAACUUUGUGGAGGGGCUUUCCAACCACACCGGCUACCCCGUGUCCAGACUGGUUGGAAAAAAAAUUUGGAGGGUUUACGACACCCUCACCUGUCAGAGGAUCCAUAACUUGACUCUCCCUCGCUGGGCCAACCAUGAAGUUCUGAACACCCUGAGGAGGAUAGCAUCCUUUGAGGUCACAUACAGCAUGCUCAGUCACAAGCGAAAAGAGAAGUCCAGGCUCUCGGGAGGGGUGUUGCUAAACGCCAUCCUGAGGAAUUUCUCCAAUGCUAUGGAGCAUGGCAGUGCGCUCAAAUUCAUUAUGUACUCAGCUCAUGACUCCACACUCAUCACCCUCCAGGCAGCUCUGGACAUCUACAACGGGCUCCUUCCUCCCUACGCUGCUUGUCAACUCUUUGAGUUCUACCAGGAGUAUGAUGGAUCCUAUUCAGUGGAGCUGCAUUACCGUAAUGAAUCCUUGUCCGACCCCUACCCCAACCCUUUGCCGGGAUGCAACGGGCUGAACCUCUGCCCUUUGUCCACGUUCACCGAGCUGGUGCGGGAUGUGAUGCCGGAAGAAUGGGAUGUCGAGUGUGGCUUUAGGACAAAGUGGUCAAGCACAGGUAUCAUCACAACUCUUGCAGUGGCAGUGGGCCUCCUGGCAGUGGCGCUGUUGUUCAGCGUAGGGGUGGCAGUCCACAGACGGAGAGCAAACUACUCCAGGGAUGUUUAGUGCAGAGAACCACCACAUAUGUGCCAAUAAUAACAGAAGC